AACUUAAACGCAAUUGUUUUACGGCAGUGGGAAAUUCACAAUCGACUGCUUAGUUUCAUUUCUACAAUGUUCAUCUACAGACUUGUCUUUAUUGCGCCUCUGAUAUUGGUUUUGAUCGGCACAGUUAAGGCCCGCCAUCCCUUCGACAUUUUCCAUUGGAACUCUAAAGACUUUGAGGAGUGCCUACAUGUUAAUAAUAUAACUAUCUCAGAAUACGAAAAAUACGCGCGCUUCGAGACUCUGGAUUAUCUUCUAAACGAGAAUGUGGACCUCAGGUACAAGUGCAAUAUCAAAUGUCAGCUGGAAAGGGAUUCGACAAAAUGGUUGAAUGACGAAGGUAAAAUGGAUCUGCAAUUAAUUAAAGCCACCAACGAGGCAGCGGAUUUGAUUACCAAGUGCAUGCGUCAGGCAUCCGAAGAACCUUGUGCCUACAGCUUCAAACUGGUGAUUUGUGCCUUCAAAGCCGGUCAUCCGGCAAUGUCUGAUUCCAAGUAGUCUUUAUUAUUUAAGAUGAAUGACAGAGAAAAGUUACGAGCUCGAAGAGAGCAAAUAAAAUCUUCCUAAAACAAA
This is a messenger RNA of Drosophila biarmipes, 570 nucleotides long. Its product is annotated as general odorant-binding protein 57b-like. The transcript is spliced from 2 exons. Lineage: Eukaryota; Metazoa; Arthropoda; Insecta; Diptera; Drosophilidae. Gene Ontology annotation, molecular function: odorant binding. The record is from RefSeq and is a predicted model, not a curated record. The coding region runs from base 67 to 495 and encodes 142 amino acids.